AUGUCGGAAGAGGAGGAGCAACCUGCGACGGACACCUAUCCGUGCGCGCCUGCGCCGCCGGUGGAGAUCAAGCUUUUCGUCGCGCGCAUACCGAAGACGCACGAGGAUGCGGAGAUCAGGAAAAUGUUCGAAGAGUUCGGGGAGGUGAAGGAUGUAGUAGUGAUCCGCGACAAGACCACCAACGCACACAAGGGCUGCGCGUUCGUUCGCAUGGUCUCAAUAUCGCAAGCAGACGCGGCCAUCAAGAGUCUGAAUAACAACCUUGUCGUGGACACGGCGCUUGGCGCUGUGUUGGUGAAGUACGCCGCAGGCGAAGCUGAGAGGCUGGGAUUCACCUCCCUCGUGGGAGAGCCCGGUGUCAAUGAAUGCAAACUGUUCGUUGGCAGCAUCCCCAAAACGGGCGAUGAGUCCAUUGUGCGCGAGAUAUUCGAACAGUACGGCACGCUGGACGAUGUGUUCAUUAUGAAGGACCAAAACGGCGUCGGAAAGGGUUGUGCGUUCGUUAAGAUGGCCUACAAGGAGCAGGGCCUCUACGCCAUCCGCUCACUCGAUGGCAUGAAGCAGCUGGACGGCUGCUCCCGCCCGAUGGAGGUGCGCUUCGCCGAGUCCAAGGCGAACAAGCAGCUUGGCGGCGGCAUGCACCACGCCGCCAUGCGCGCUCCCAUGGUCCAACCACCCUACCCCGUGCCAACACCCAGCCAGGUGCGCCAGGUCGGCAUAUGGAGGGAGUACAUUUCUCCCGAGGGCAAGCCGUACUUCUACAACGAACAGACCGGUCACACGCAGUGGGAGCGCCCCCCCGAGUUCGAUAACCCCUCCGGUGCCGGCCAGGCCCCAGCAGGCCCCCCUGGUGCCAAUCUGUUCGUUUUCCACAUCCCCAACGAAUGGACUCAAUACGAUCUCGUCCGCACCUUCUCCCAGUUUGGGAAGAUUUUGAGCUCGCGAAUCGCGUCAGACAAGACGACUGGAAGGCACAAGGGUUACGCCUUCGUAUCAUACGACUCGCCAGAGUCGGCUGCACAAGCUAUACAACAACUAAACGGCUUUACAGUGCUGGGAAAACGACUGAAGGUGACUAUAAAGAAGGGAGACGAGUCGGCGGCAGUGUCCGCAGCCCCGUCUGCCGCCCCUGGCGCAGCUUCUGGGACUGGCAUGGUUGGCAGGAUGCCCACACCGGCGUACCAGACCUACCAGCCCCCCCACGUAGCUGGAGCGCAGCCCUACGGACAACAACCCUACUACGGAUCCUAUCAGAGGUAUGCUCCAUAUUAA
Molecule: messenger RNA, 1272 nt
Organism: Babesia ovata
Lineage: Eukaryota; Apicomplexa; Aconoidasida; Piroplasmida; Babesiidae
Product: RNA recognition motif-containing protein
Exons: 1
Coding region: 1-1272 (423 amino acids)
Molecular function (GO): protein binding; RNA binding
Source: RefSeq, a predicted model, not a curated record